CAGCCUUACUGGGUAGAGACGAAAAUGCUGGUAUUGAGUGAGUGAGUUUCACAGUAUUUGUUAAUUGAAGAGUUAGUUGUCAUACAUCUUUGAGAAGUACUUACGUACUUAAUACCACUGAUUUGUUCCAUAGAUCGACUGAAAAUGCCUCCCACCACUGAAAUGAAGCGAAGCCCUACGUUCAAGAACUUUCUAUCAACCAUCUUCUCUCUCACAAGCAAAUGAAAUUUCCCGAAUAGAACCUAUACAAUUGCUAGUCUACUAUAGAUCCUUUAUUGCGUUCCACGAAUGAAAUUACCCGAACUACACCAAUACAGGUAGUACUGUAGAUCCUUUAUUGCGUUCCGUUUCUCGUGGCUUGUUUGGUGCUACAGCAACUGGUGAGGAUCAACCAGCUUUAUUCUCUAAUGGUGGUGGUCUGGGGAGUAGUGCCACAAUGGAGGAUCCAUUCGCAGAUAUCGGCUUCUCAGCUUUAGAGGUCAUCGGGGAAGCACAGAAUAGCAUUCCAGGAGGAGGAGGAGGUGUGGUUAAGAUGAAAUCAAAUUACUAGAUUAUGCCUUUACAUAUCAGGAGUAGGACUAGGUCUACGAACCUGUAUUGCUAUCGGAAUAGAGAAGAACAAGAAGUGUUGGCAGGCUCUAAUGAAAGCGAAGCAGGGCGCUAUCAAGUUCCGUCGGCGAGGCAUACAGUCGCUUUUGGGAAAACAGUGUUGCCUGCGAAUACUGCGCCAUUUUUUGCCAACGGGACAAGUAGUGUGGUUCCUGGAUCAGCAAAGCCGUGGAACAAGAAGAAUGGAGGAGGCAAAAAGGGUUAUUUCCUAUCAGCGCCAGUCACACCAAGCAGCAAGGGAGGAAAAUGGACGCAAAAGAAAGGCCAGAAAAAAGGGGGAUUUCCUUUUGGGAAAGACAACAGUACGAAAGGAAAGGGUGGGGUACUUGAUCUUGUCCCGCCUCAGCCAGGAUCCUCUCUAGCUGAAGGAGAUACUGUUACUAGCACAAGCAAAUCCUCUGGCGGUAAGCCGGGCAAGAGUGGCGUCGUACCAAAUGCGAAAGGGGGUAAAAACGACUACUUCAAGGGGAAUAAGAAAGGACAACCGGUGCCAUCAACAUCAUCAGAUGUGUCGUCUAGUGAAAAUAAGAGUAACUACAAGGGUGGAACAAAAAAGGGCUUUGUUGCUAAAGGUGGAUCUACAACUGCUAAGAGUGGAGGUUUCAAAAAAGGAGUAGCAGAUGGCAAGGGUAAUGCAUCGCCUUCAGGGAGUCCUGUAGCUGGAGCAAUAGGGGACAAGAAUGCCAGUCCUGGCGGUGCUUCUGCGGAGACCAACUUAAGACUUGGAUAGUUGUUGAAAUAUCUGGCGCACAUUGUCUGAUUUAUUCAGGAUUCACCUGUUCUUUUUCACUACUCUGUUCAAACCAAGAACCCAUAACCUCGCAACCCACGACAUCAACCCACGGCCAAAGUUCGUUAUCUAAGAAGACCAGAUGAAGCGAAGGGAAAGGGAUUUGCGGGCUCUACGGAUAUCCUAGAUGCUGCACCACCGCGAGACUCAGUAGUGGAGAGAAUUGUUACAGCAUUUGAAGAACGCUCAAAACUUAUGAAAAAAGUUAGAGUUGUAAAAGAUAACCACAACUUUUGAUGUUGCUAUAAGUAAUUAGUUUCAAUGAAAAACUGUGAUUGUGAAGAUGAUGUAGACGCGUGAACCACCUCUACUUGUAUCUCGAUGACGAGACACAUUCACAUUUUUUUAUCAUUUAUAAGUUGGUCCUACUUCUAAUACGAAAGAGCUGGACCACGAAGGCGCAAUGAACCGAAUCCAUGACCUCCUGGAUGAUGUACAGGGACUAAAAGCCCGAAAGAAGGCCCAUGAGGAGAGUCUUGAGGCGACGAGACUUCACCUAUUGUUAUGAUUGAAGUUCAGAUUGUUUCAAGAAGUUACUUACGUGACAUCGUGUCGGAACAACACUGGUGUUGGAACUCAAAAAACAGCGUUUCUUUGGACUUAUCUUCAUACAGAUUCUAGCAGGUUGAGGUUGUACAUGAAGGCCCCUUGAGACGCAUUCAUGAUGAUGAUGCUGAUGAUGUCGCUCAAUUCUAACACUCCAGCAAAAUCUUGAGCUAGCCGCCAAAGAUGAAGCUGAUGAAGCAGAGGCACAAAGAGCACUGGAAGAUAUACGUGCGCAAACGCUCGAUUUGCUAAAAUCAGUGGAGGAAAAAGGUACUCUUACUUUGCUACGCGGGAUCGAAAUUUUCGAAUAAUGCCUUUCCUAAGUACACCUGUUGAAUGACGAGAUCUGCUCUCUUACUUCCUCUUCCUUUUUCUCAGCUGGCGUUGCUCCUAGUGCAGCGAAAGACACACAGGAACGCAAAGAAGGCUCCUCCACGGCAGACGCUCCACCAGACGCUCCACCAGACAAGAGUCCCACUAAGACGUCGCUGAGCGCACUCUUGGCACUGAGCAAAUUUAAGAACAAGAAGCAAAAUAAGAGCAGUGCGUUGAGUCUAUUAGCCAGUGCUGGAGGCGGAGCUGCGACGGGAGCUGCAACAGCUGCUACAACUAGUGCAGGCGUACCAGCGACCGGUCAGUCCGGUCAAACGCCGGGACCAACACUGCUCACGUCGAGUAAUGACCAGGUGGAUGCGAACAAAACUGGAGUUAUGAGCGAAUUUCGAUUAUACUUUGCGAAAAUAUAGCUUUUUUUGUUGGCCGAUAAACUGAUAUCUUUGAUAUAGUUUCCUGCGUACUCGUACUCCAUGAAGAUUCAUCGUGUAGCUUUGAAGAUUUACUUGCUUGCGACCUCCAUAGAGGUUGAAGUACCUCUUGCCGGAUGACAAUCUCUAAUUCUACAACUACCACCGCCACCGAUGGAUCGAAGAUGGUAGACCAGUUAAAGAACGAGUUUGCUAGUAUAAAGAAGCAGUCAAAGGAACGCCAGUCGUUGGGCGAGUUGGUUAAUAUGAAAGACAAUAUCGCGGAUCUGGAUAAGCGCUUGGCGAACAUGGCCAGAACAUUGCAGAAAACUAGGUAGCAUAAAAAGAUUCUGCAGAGAACUAGGUACUAGUCUGCAGAACCUAAGUCACUAGUUUGGUUGUGAACUGAAGAAAAAGUAGCUAGGCAAGUUGUAAGAACUUCCUCGAUAAAUUUUUAGAAGUGCUAGUGGUGUAGUGAAGAAGUAGAAGGUAAAUAUGAAGAUAAUGUUGCUUGUUAAGCUGAUGCUGUAUCAGAAUCUAUGUAUUGCUUAUAGUGUACUACUACUGAAAAUUAUAGCAUUUUGUUCUCGAUCUUGAUCUCAAUCUCCUUCUCCCCAGAAGUAUCGAUCUUGGAUGUUGCUUGAGAUGCAAUAGCCUACCAAUAAGUCGCAUAUGCACAGGACUUUUUUCCUCGUCCUAAGCUAAUUUUUCCUCCUAUGAUUAUCUAUGAAAAGAAAAAGCAAAAAUCUAACGAGCAAUAGUUGACGAUGUACCGAAAACCACUAUGAAUAAACCCAAUCCAAUUUGACAAGUGCACAACGAGAUCAAACAGAACACAGAGGCAUGUCGUGGUCCUAGGAGUAGUAAAUUAGAAAAUAUGUUGGAAGGUUAGCUAAUAGUUAGGUCUGCUCCGCCAAGUAAAUAUUAUUGUGUUGUAAUACUGCAUUAGUCCGAACUCGAUCAGCAGGAAGAGCUGUCGAGCGCCCAAAAUGAUUUGUACCGAAUUUCACCAGUAUCGUCUUCAGCGUUUUGAUUCCUUCCCUAUUAUCGCACGAUUUAAGUUAUCGAAUAUGAUUAGAGCAGUUCUAGUUCGCAUCAGUAUUGGUUGUCAGUAGAGAUACAGCUACAGAUAAUUCGAUAUAUGAUAGAUAAAAGUAGUUGUGUAAACUCGAAAAGGUAGAUGAAGUUGUUCGACCCUUCCCCAAGCUAAGGGUAAAGGAGUUAUGAGGUAUGAUCUAAGUUCACGUGGUAGUAUUAGUUUGAGUUUUUUUCCGCAAAAAGCUAAAUUUACAGUGUACUUGCAUUUUCUGUUGCUGUUAGGCUAAAAAUGGUUGUCGUUCAUGGUUUCGCGAUCUGUCUGAAAGGUUUUUCAAGUGAAUUAGUGCAGGUACUAGGCUUAUGCUUAUCAGAUUCACAAUCACAUGGGGUUUAUAGAUCUCGAUCUAGCAAGAUGAGAAAAGUCUCUUCUGUUAAUACAAUCAAUCAAUCAAUCAAAAAUUGCUCGAUAGGAAAUUUGUAUAGUAAGUUACCUUAGAUUCCAUAGCUAGUUGUAGUUUAGUUAGUUUCUGUUUCUGCAUCCUUCAAUAAAUAACUGGUGGUAGUACCAUCUGCAAAUCGUGCUGUGCUUCGCCAUUUUGUGCUUUCUGCUGUGUCAUCUCUAUAAGUACGUCCAUUGAUCAUGUUCUACCAGUAGUCCAGUCUGUCAAGAAUUUCAUAAUGAUCGUAGACGGUCUCUGGCUUUUCUGUAUUACUAGCAAUUUUGCAUUUGAUCAAAGUAACUGUGGAUGUUGUUUUUCUGCAUAAGCAUCUCGACAUAGUUUUUUUUAGCUGUGUGUGAAUGAUCGCUCCUAUCCCUCCGUGACGGAUCAUCGUUCCUCCACGACAAGUGCCUUCUUUUUUUCCCUUACUAUUACACCUGAACAACUGGCCCUCAAAAGCUGCACUAGAAAGAGGAUAGUAAGCCGAUUGCUGAUGUUUAUGAAAAGUAGUGCAAG
Messenger RNA from Amoebophrya sp. A25, 4682 nucleotides. The record is from the annotation of a GenBank genome assembly. Lineage: Eukaryota; Dinophyceae; Syndiniales; Amoebophryaceae.